Castor canadensis (American beaver) is the source of this 2576-nucleotide messenger RNA. It is a transcript of the gene Ldhd, whose product is annotated as lactate dehydrogenase D. Gene Ontology annotation, biological process: lactate catabolic process. NCBI's taxonomy places the organism in Eukaryota, Metazoa, Chordata, Mammalia, Rodentia, Castoridae. Gene Ontology annotation, cellular component: mitochondrion. The record is from RefSeq and is a predicted model, not a curated record. Gene Ontology annotation, molecular function: D-lactate dehydrogenase (NAD+) activity; D-lactate dehydrogenase (cytochrome) activity; FAD binding.
UCACUUGCCUCCCGGGCCCCGGCUCCCACCCCAGGGCGCACACCCUGGCUGCGGUCUGGCCAUGGCCGUGCUGCUCCGGGCCGCAGGUCGGGGGCUGUUUCCCUGGAGGGGCUUCUGCUCCAGGGGGUCGCAGGGUGAGUUCACCCCGGGCUUCGUGGAGGCUCUGAAGGCAGUUGUGGGAAGCUCCCACGUGUCCACUGCUCCUGCAGUCCGAGAGCAUCACGGGCACGAUGAAUCCAUGCACAGGUGCCAGCCUCCCGAUGCCGUGGUGUGGCCCCAGAACGUGGACCAGGUCAGCCGGCUGGCAGCCCUGUGCUACAGCCAAGGCGUGCCCAUCAUCCCAUUCGGCACGGGCACCGGCAUUGAGGGCGGAGUGUGCGCCGUGCAGGGCGGUGUGUGCGUUAACCUGACCCACAUGGACCGGAUCACGGAGUUGAAUUCGGAAGACUUCUCGGUGGUAGUGGAGCCGGGUGUCACCCGUAAAGCUCUCAACAGCCACUUGCGCGACACUGGCCUCUGGUUUCCCGUGGAUCCAGGUGCGGACGCCUCUCUCUGCGGCAUGGCGGCCACCGGCGCCUCUGGCACCAACGCCGUGCGCUAUGGCACCAUGCGGGACAACGUGCUCAAUCUGGAGGUGGUGCUGCCUGACGGGCGGCUACUGCACACCGCUGGACGGGGCCGCCAUUUCCGGAAGAGUGCAGCUGGCUACAACCUCACAGGUCUCUUUGUGGGCUCCGAGGGGACACUGGGCCUCAUCACAUCUGCUACCCUGCGCCUGCACCCUGCCCCUGAGGCCACGGUAGCUGCCACCUGUGCAUUCCCCAGUGUCCAGGCUGCGGUGCACAGCACUGUGCAGAUCCUCCAGGCUGCAGUGCCUAUAGCCCGCAUUGAGUUCCUGGAUGACUUCACGAUGGAUGCCUGCAACAGGCACAGCAAUCUGAACUGUCCUGUGGCACCCACACUCUUCCUGGAGUUCCAUGGCUCCCAAGAGGCGCUAGCAGAGCAGUUGCGGCGGGCAGAGGAGAUCACCCAACACAAUGGCGCCUCUCACUUCUCCUGGGCGAAGGAGGCUGAGGAACGCAGCCAGCUUUGGGCAGCACGGCACAAUGCUUGGUAUGCACUCAUGGCCCUGUCUCCAGGCUGCAAGGGCUAUUCCACUGAUGUGUGUGUGCCCAUUUCCCGGCUGCCGGAGAUCCUGGUGCAGGCCAAGGAGCAGUUGAAGGCCUCGGGACUCACAGGAGGAAUUGUUGGACAUGUGGGCGAUGGCAAUUUCCACUGCAUCCUGAUGCUCAACCCAGAUGAUGCGGAGGAGCUGCAUAGGGUCAAGGUCUUUGCAGAAGAGCUGGGCAGGCAAGCACUGGCACUCCGUGGGACAUGCACCGGGGAGCACGGCAUUGGACUGGGCAAACGGCAGCUGCUGCAGGAGGAGGUGGGUGCUGUUGGUAUGGAGACCAUGCGGCAGCUCAAGGUCACAUUGGAUCCCCGAGGGCUCAUGAACCCAGGCAAGGUGCUGUGAGGAGCUCCGAGUACACAAACCCCUCAGACUACAGAGCCCCUGUUGUGAAAGCUCCCUUCAUACACCAAUCCUAUCAGGGAUAGAUAAUGGCUGAUGGUCUUUCCGCCUGUUUGUUUACGGUCUCUAGUGGGAGCCUAAGGUCAGGGGACCAGGAGAGAGCUAGGCUCCUCCCUGGUCCUCUUGCUGUCCUUAGGAGCCCUUGGUCCAGUGGAUGGCCGAAGGUUUUUCUCAGGGCUUCCUCUUUGCCCUUAUACAUCCUAUCCUGGCUGGGAGAUGGUGUAGGCCCACCCAAGACUAAAAUUAUGUCCCUCCUGGAGGCCUCCCCAUUGCUGGGACUCAGGACCCUUUGUUCUACACCUGGAAUAGUAAGAAACCUUCCACUCCACAUUGAUAGGUCUUCUCCUUGUCUCCCACCCGCCAUGAAUCUGAACCCCAUUUGCUGCUGUCUGUGGAGCAGUAGGCAGCACAUCCCAUAUCCACUCUCUUCCUCUCCAGGCUCUCUGACCUUUGGCCAUCACCCAUUUGUUUUGGACUGUCCUUUGAUAUACAGUAACCUGGGGGAGGGGAAGGGUGUUCAGGCUUUGGAAAGAAGCCAGGUCCCUCUUCCAACUCCUCUACUUCUGAGAAGCUCAGGAUGAUGACCUGUCCAUGGUGGAGGUCAAUUAUGAAUUUCCCCACCAGCCUAGACUGGGCCUUAGGACACUGAACACAUUCUUCAUUCUCACACAUGGAAGUGACCUACUCCUCCUCCUUGUACAUACUUCCCCAUGCUAUGAUGUACUAUAUCGCCAACCUUUAUUCUCAAAGUCAAAGUCUGCCCACUCUGGGGCCUGCCUAACUUGUCAAGAGCCAGGCACUUGACAGCUGUUUUCCUUAAGCCCACAAGAGGGCGCCGGACACCGCCUGCUGUCAGCAGCUGUGGCCCAGAGGACUCUUCCAUCCAGGGCCUAUAGCUCCCAGCCCUGGGCCACCUGCCUCCCAGGGUGUGAAUGGGGUGGGCUGGUAGGCCCCCCCACCCUUGCAGGUCCCAGGAGCUGUCCAUCUCCCCCACUCCUGGACC